AUGCGUCCAUCAUCCUUUCUUCCAUCGCAAUGCUGCCGUGCUGAAUGGUUAGAUGCCGACCAUUAUGUUACAAGCAUCGGCUACAAUCUUGCAAUUGCUUCAAUUUCAGAACCAAGUGAAUUUGAAUUUUUAGAAGGUCAUUCACAAACAAUUAGUGCAUUUGCUGUUUCAAAAGACAAAACACUCCUCGCUUCUGGCCAAGCUGGAAAAGAAGAUGCAAAUGAAAAAUCUACCCCAGUUAUUCUUUGGGAUCUCAACUCUCGUCGUCAAAUUAUGGUCUUACGUGGCCAUAAAGGUGCUAUUAAGAACAUUUCCAUUUCCGAAGACAAUCGUUUGGUUGCUGUAUCAACUGAUAUUUCCACAAACAUUUGGAUUUGGGAUACACAAGAGCAAGAUUUAGCAAUGUUCCUCGAUCCAGGAGUUAUUCCAUCUACAAUUUGCUUCGCAGGAACAAACAAAAACGAAUGGAAUCUUCAUAUCACAUAUGAUCGCAGAUUAUGCGAAUACGUCAUUAAAUUCGAUCACAGAACAUUCGAAUACUCAGAAAAACACGAUUUAUACACAAAUCCAACCAACGGAUAUUUCCGUAGUUAUACAUCAUCUUGUGGAGAAUUCCCAUACUUCUUUGCUGGCUCAGUUAGUGGUGAAGUAUCCAUUUACAAUGCCACUUCUCGUACAUUACGUACUUUUGUUGAAAUUGAUCAAUUUGCACUUGCAUCAAUGGUUGUUCUUGAUCCAAAGACAAUUGCUGUUGGUGGUCAGAGCUUAUCCCUUGUUACUGGCGAUGAUACAAACUGGAAAUGCUCCAAACAAGUGAAAUUUGACGCACCAAUUUCAUUUAUGUCUUAUUUCAAUGGUCGCUUCCUUAUUCGUACAGAAGAUACAUGUUUGUACCUUGUUGAUGGCAAAUCCUUACGUUCUCAGAAGAUUCUUGACGGAAUUAGAGCUCCUGUCUUAUCUGUUACCUGCAACAACAGAAUUGCAUGUGCAGCACUUGGAAAGACAGGAACAGCUCUUUUGAAUGUUUCCGGACCAAUAUCUUUAAUCACGAUUGUAAAUGUCCAGUCAAAGACAGUUUGUGCUAUGCCAAACAAUGAUUUCAUUGUUGGUCUCCUUGACGGCAGCCUUGUUUGCCUCAAAGAGAACGGAAGCAUCGCUUACAGGACUCCUUCCAUUCAUCGUGGCCCGAUUACAGCUCUUUGUGUCACAAAAGAGUUCAUUUGCAGUGGUGGCGAAGACGGAUUCCUCAGAUUAGUCACCCACCAAAGUCGCAGCCUUGUUAAUGAAUCCCUUGUCCAUAACGGUGUUGUCCAUCAGAUUAUUCCUGCAGAAGGAUUCCCUCAGAGAGUUCAUUCAGUUGCUGCAGACAGAACAUUGACAACAACCGAAAUUACGACAGGAAAAAGAAUCUGUCAACAGGUAGGAACAGGAAGAAUCGGAUUCCAAGCUUGCCAGCAAUUCAAAGAUGGAGAAGGAGAAGUUAUUGUUGGCAUGGGCGAUGGAUCUCUCAAGGCAUACGAUUGGCCAAGAAAAGGAAUUAUUUUCGAGGAAAGAACACCUGACGGUUUACAGAUAAACUCAAUUGCCCUCAAACCAGGAAAUGGCAGAGUUUUAGCUUGCGCUGGAGUCUGCGAAUACAUUUCUAUGAUUGAUUUCCAGACUGGAUCGUGGUCUGUCUUCGGACCAGCUCAUACAUUGGAAACUCACUCAUUGUGCUGGUCUCCUGAUGGAAAGAUAUUAUUGUCUGCAGCUGAUGAUGGUCUUGCAUUGUGGAAAUUCUAA
Molecule: messenger RNA, 1782 nt
Organism: Trichomonas vaginalis G3
Lineage: Eukaryota; Parabasalia; Trichomonadida; Trichomonadidae
Product: WD repeat-containing protein family
Exons: 1
Coding region: 1-1782 (593 amino acids)
Biological process (GO): cilium assembly
Molecular function (GO): protein binding
Source: RefSeq, a predicted model, not a curated record